GCAUAACCGCUUUAAGCUUCUCUUUGGUGUGAGUCAUAAAAGUAGCUCUGUGAUAUCGCACACCAUUGCACGUUCAGUUAUAUUCAAUCGUAAAGCACAAUACAUUAAGUGCGUUAUGUCUGAUUGAGACAAGAAAUUUCUGAAGCAGUUUUUACUUAUACCUUGAAUCUCUUGCUAAUUGCCUGCGUAAUAUUUGUAAUAAACUCGGUUUUACUCGGAUUUUAAGAAUAUCCGGCGAGUAUUGCAGUAUAAUAUUUGAGAUUAUGAAAACUUAAAGCUGCAAGAUUUUGUCAAGUGUGUUAGCCGGUUUUGUAGGAAAUUUUUUAUGAGAAUAUAAUUAAAAGUAGUAUAAUAUAAUUCUUACAAACAAUGACUACAUUAAGUGGUUUUAUGGAAUUCUUUCAAAAAGGAAAGACAUUUCGACCAAAGAAAAGAUUUGCUCAUGGAACAUUACGUUAUUCUUUACACAAGCAGGCUCAAGCUUCCCUUAAUUCUGGUAUCAAUUUAAGAGCUGUGGUAAAAUUACCUCCUGGAGAAGAUUUGAAUGACUGGAUUGCUGUACAUGUUGUAGACUUCUUUAACAGAAUAAAUCUUAUAUAUGGCACAGUAUCAGAAUAUUGUGAUUCGGCAUCUUGUCCAACAAUGAGCGGUGGACCACGUUUUGAAUAUUUGUGGGCAGAUGGUGAAAAAUAUAAAAAACCAACAGCACUACCAGCACCACAAUAUAUUGCUCUUCUUAUGGAUUGGGCUGAAACUCAAAUUAAUAAUGAAACAGUUUUUCCAGUAUCAACAGAUGUGCCGUUCCCCAAAACAUUCAUACCAUUAUGUAGAAAAAUCUUGACACGUUUAUUCAGAGUUUUUGUCCAUGUAUACAUACAUCAUUUUGAUCGUAUUGUAGCAAUAGGAGCAGAAGCACAUGUUAAUACAUGUUAUAAGCAUUUCUACUAUUUUGUAAGAGAAUUCGAUUUGAUCAAUACUAAGGAAUUAGAACCAUUAGCUGAAAUGACCUCUAAAGUUUGUAAAGAUACUGCUUCUCCUACCCAAAGCACAGCACCAUCAAACAAUCAUGCCAGGUAGUUAUUUUAAAGUCACUUUUAACAAAAUUAACAAUUACAAGUUACAGUAAAAUAACAGAAUUUUCCCGAGAAGGUAAAAUUACUUCAUACAGUGGUAGAAUGUAGGUCGUGGCAUUUUUUGAAUUAUACGCGACAUUCGUUUAUUAUUAAGAGCAUUUUAGAAAUAUGAUCUGUCUAAAUACUGCUUUAUUCCUAAUUCCUAGUAAAAAGUAUCAGUUAAUUUUUUAUAAACUUUUUACUUCAGUUAAAUGAAAUUUAUAGCCCAUCAGGAUUUAUUCAUGCAUUAUCACUAUGUCAGUAAUGAUUAAUAUGCUUCACUUCUCUUUACAUUACUUUCUAUCUUUUAUUGAAAGUAUUCUAAGCGAUAUAGGUUCAUAUUUUCAGAUAUUGCAAAUAUUUCAAUUGUCAUUUAAAUAUUUCACUUCAAGGAAUAGUAAAAAAAUACAUAUAAGAUAUAUAUACGUUACUUUUAUAAAAUCUAUUGUUUAAACACAUUUAUACUGUAAUGUGCUUAAAAGAUAGUCAUAAGUGCAAUAUCUAAGAUUUUUUAUUGUAUAUUAUGUAAUUAUUUCUAAAUUAGUUAUAUUACGUAAUUAUUUCUAAAUAAAAGUUAACAAGCAAUAUUCAUAAAGCUUAAACUUUUAUAAUCCAAGAAAAUAUAUUCCAAUAUUUUCUUCCUAUGGAAUAUUAAAUAUUUAACUUUUAGAGGGUUGAGAAUAUGAAUCUCAAAAAAUUCGUUUCUAGUCUUCUUCUUUAGUGUCUUUCUUGUGUGUAUUAAGACAAUAUCUUAGAUUUAUUUAUUUAAAAGUUAAUCAAAUAAGAGUACGAAUUUCUAAUUCAAUAUAAUAAUAUGGAUAUUAAGCUUCACAUGAAGGUUGAAAAAAUUAUUACACAAAAUUAUAUGUAACUUGCUGUGCACUUACGAUUAGUAUUUCAAGCAUAUACUUACACUGAAAUAUAAGGUUCAUUUAGAUCUCCAAUACGCAUAAUAGAAAUAAAUUUAAGAAUGCUAUUGCUCACUUAUCAUUACUAUAGAUUAGGUAUUUAAGUAUUUUGUGUGCAAUGAUAUUAGAAGUAUAUCAUAUAAACUAACCAGAACUAUCCCAAAUUUCUAUGAUCACAAAGAGAAUAAUUUCUUUAUUUUUAUUGUUAUUUUAUAUGGCAAAUUCAAUUUCAUCUAUCGACAUUUAUAUAAUACAGAAAAUUUUUAUAUAAUCUUUUUAUAUAAUUUAUACUUUAUAUAGAAGCCUUUUGCUAUAUCAAAGGUCUAAAGAUAUCAGUUAUGCCAAAGCUUAUCAUAUUACUAAAUAAUAAUUAACUUUUGUAUGAUGUAUGAGUAUAAAUAUUUUUUUGCAAUUUUGCGGCUUUUGGAAAUUGCUUUUAACACCUAAAACUAUAUGUUUAAAGUGACCAUAACAUUGUCUAUGUCAAAUAUAUACAGUCUACCGCAGAAGUACAAACAUAAAGUUUGAAGUGUUCUAUUUCCUUUAAAUGCUAUACAUGAAAGAUUUUCAUAACAACAUGAAUUGUAUGUAUUGUGUAUAAAUAAAUAUAUAUUCCUAAUUA
Odontomachus brunneus is the source of this 2642-nucleotide messenger RNA. RefSeq names its product MOB kinase activator-like 3 (gene Mob3). Gene Ontology annotation, cellular component: cytoplasm; nucleus. Gene Ontology annotation, molecular function: protein kinase activator activity. Gene Ontology annotation, biological process: signal transduction; positive regulation of protein phosphorylation. The transcript is spliced from 5 exons. The coding region runs from base 370 to 1077 and encodes 235 amino acids. The record is from RefSeq and is a predicted model, not a curated record. Lineage: Eukaryota; Metazoa; Arthropoda; Insecta; Hymenoptera; Formicidae.